GGCUGCCGGGACUUGUGCCCAGCCCUGGAAGCCCCGGGACAGUAAUGUCUGGGCCCGGCCGGUGGGCCCCCCUGCUGCUCUGCCUGCUGCAGGCCGCUCCAGGGAGACCCUUUGUAGCCCCUCCCCGGAAUGUGACACUGUUCUCUCAGAACUUCAAUGUGUACCUGGCGUGGCUCCCAGGGCUGGGCAACCCCAAGAAUGUGACCUAUUUUGUGGCCUAUCAAAGCAUUCUCACCCUGAGACGGUGGCGCAGAGUGCACAAGUGCUGGGGCACCUCAGCGCUGCUGUGCUCCCUGAUGUGCCUGGAGAAGCAGGACCUGUACAACAAGUUCAAGGCCCGGGUGAGGGCAGCCUCCGCCAGUGCCAGCUCCCCCUGGGUGGAAUCUCAGUACCUGGAGUACCUCUUGGAAGUGGAGCUGGGCCCACCCACUCUGGUGCUCACCUGGAAGAAGAAUAUCCUGACUGUCAAUGCCACCUACCAGCUGCCGCCUUGCAUCCCUAUCCUGGAUCUGCAGUAUGAGGUGCAGUUCUGGAAGGAGGGUGCCCGAAACAAGACUCUACUUCCAGCCGCUACUGUCGGCCAGCCGGUCCAGAUCCCACUCCAGCCUUCUGCCCGUGGACGCCACUGCCUCAGCGCCAGAACCACCUACACCUUCAUCGACCCCAAGUACAGCAGCUUCUCAGAGCCCAGCUGCCUCUCCUUGGAGGCCCCAGGGUCCAGCUGGACAGUCCUGACGCUGCCUUUGCUCUCACCGUUGGUGGUAGUCGCCGCCGUAGGGAGUGUGAUGUGGAAGAACCUGAAGGGCGACCCCUGGUUCCAGCGGGAGAAGACACCACCGAGGGCCCUGGACUUUUCAGGACACAGACGCCCAGUGGCAGCCUUCGAACCCAGAGCGCCAGAGUCCUUGGAUGAGUUAUUCCUCUGUCCCCAAAAGAAACUGACCAGAAAGGUCAGUCUGGCCCCACCAGUCAGGGCUUCAGCCUCCCUCCUGUCAGGAUCAGAGGACAGUGCUGAAGAUGAGGAGGAGGACAUGGAUGACAGGGUCAGCGUCCGAUCCUACAUGGAGCAGCCCCUCUUCCAGGAGCAGGAGCUACAGCGUCCAGAGUCCUCUGAGGCAGAUGAAUCUGGUGUGCACUCCGGGGGGCCCUGGACACCUGUGGGCCACAGCGAAGGAUGUGAUUCCGGAGAGUCCUCCGACAGGAGCUGGCCCAGCACCAGGGAUUCCUUGCUCUGGGAUGAGGCUGGAUCCUCCAGCUACACUGGGACUAGAAAGGGGCUGGGCCAAGGGCCAGGCGGUGAGGAGCAUCAGGAAGAGCUGCUCCCAUGCCCAGAGUCCCCCGAGGAUUUGGGCAUCCUGGAGGAGCCCCUGAAGGAUGGCGUCUCCUCAUGGGCUAGCUGGGGGUCUUUGUCCCCGCGAAGGAACCUGCUCCCGGGAGAGCCUCUCAUUUCCCUUCAGACCCUGACCUUCGGCUGGGACCACAGACCUGAAGAGGAAGAGGAGGAGGAAGGAGGAGAGGAGGAGAGGGAAUCAGAACCUGAGGACAGCAGCAGCUACAGCGGACAGGCUGGGGACCUCCUGAGGACCAAGAUCAGGAGUGGGACGCUGGGACAUUACAUGGCCAGGUGAGCUGGCUCUGGCUGUUCCCAGGGACUCAGAACACCACUCAGGCUUAUGAACCACAUUUAUCUGAGUGACUGGCCAGGUACAAAAUCCAUCCCUAGACAACAUGAGCCAAGGGAGGUCACGUCACUGUGGCCACUGCAGGCUGACACCCAGCGGCCACCUGGGACUGUGACAGGGUAGCACUGCUGGAGCACAUCUGGGUAUAUUGCUGCUUUUCCCAGCACCUGGGAAAGCUCUUCACCCCCAAGCCUGUGUCAUGUCCCCAGGGUGAGCCGCCCUAAAGGGAGAGCCAGUCACCAGAGGGAGUUGUCGGGGAGGAAAGGGGGACAGCCUUCAGCUCUUUGGAGUCUUAACAUUGCUAUGUUUUAAUACUAGCCAGAUCUGGGUUCAUAUCCCAGCUCUGCCAUUUGCCAGUUGUGGACUUGGGUAAGCCCUUCUCCUCUGCUAUACCUCAGUUUCUUCAACUGCAGCUACUGCCCAGGUGUGGUAAGGAUACUGGGAGAUCUCGGGAGCGUGUGACAUGGGGCUUGCCAUGGCAUUGGUGCUGUCUACGGACUACAAGGAGGCCCCUGGGUAUCCCCCUCCUGUUCC
Molecule: messenger RNA, 2216 nt
Organism: Octodon degus (degu)
Lineage: Eukaryota; Metazoa; Chordata; Mammalia; Rodentia; Octodontidae
Gene: Ifnlr1
Product: interferon lambda receptor 1
Exons: 7
Coding region: 45-1628 (527 amino acids)
Molecular function (GO): protein binding
Source: RefSeq, a predicted model, not a curated record